Messenger RNA from Manis pentadactyla (Chinese pangolin), 1717 nucleotides. It is a transcript of the gene TH, whose product is annotated as tyrosine hydroxylase. Gene Ontology annotation, molecular function: iron ion binding; tyrosine 3-monooxygenase activity. Gene Ontology annotation, cellular component: cytoplasm; perikaryon; axon. Gene Ontology annotation, biological process: heart development; dopamine biosynthetic process from tyrosine; response to hypoxia. Lineage: Eukaryota; Metazoa; Chordata; Mammalia; Pholidota; Manidae. The transcript is spliced from 13 exons. Bases 1 to 1485 code for a protein of 494 amino acids. The record is from RefSeq and is a predicted model, not a curated record.
AUGCCCACUCCCAGCGCCGCUGCGCCGCAGGCCAAGGGCUUCCGCAGGGCUGUCUCGGAGCUGGACUCCAAGCAGGCCGAGGCCAUCAUGUCUCCUCGCUUCGUCGGUCGGCGGCAGAGCCUCAUUGAGGAUGCGCGCAAGGUGCGGGAGAAGGCAGAGGCUGCGGCUGCCUCCUUGGAGUCCAGGGAGGCCCUGGAGGCCACAGCCAUCCAUGAGAAGGAUGGGAAGGCCAUGCUGAACCUGCUCUUCACCCUGCGGGGUGCCAAGCCCCCUGUGUUGUCUCGUGCCGUGAAGGCCUUUGAGAUGUUUGAAGCCCAAAUCUUACACCUGGAGACACGGCCGGCCCAGAGGCCACGGGAGGGGGGCCCCCACCUGGAGUACUUUGUGCGCUGCGAGCUGCCCAGCGCCAACCUGCCUGCCCUGCUCGGCUCCGUGCGCCAGGUGGCGGAGGAUGUGCGCAGCGCCGGGGAGAACAAGCUCCUCUGGUUCCCAAGGAAAGUCUCUGAACUGGACAAGUGUCACCACCUGGUCACCAAGUUUGACCCUGACCUGGACUUGGAUCACCCGGGCUUCUCGGACCAGGCGUACCGCCAGCGCAGGAAGAUGAUCGCCGAGAUAGCCUUCCAGUACAAGCACGGCGACCCUAUUCCCCGAGUGGAGUACACAGCCGAGGAGAACGCCACCUGGAAGGAGGUGUACACCACCCUCAGGGGCCUCUACACUGCCCACGCCUGCCGGGAGCAUCUGGAAGCCUUCGAGCUGCUGGAGCGGCUCAGCGGCUACCGGGAAGACAGCAUCCCGCAGCUGGAGGACGUGUCCCGCUUCCUGAAGGAGCGGACGGGCUUCCAGCUGCGGCCCGUGGCCGGCCUGCUGUCCGCCCGGGACUUCCUGGCCAGCCUAGCCUUCCGUGUCUUCCAGUGUACACAGUACAUCCGCCACGCCUCCUCGCCCAUGCACUCCCCUGAGCCGGACUGCUGCCAUGAACUGCUGGGGCACGUGCCCAUGCUGGCCAACAGGACCUUCGCCCAGUUCUCCCAGGACAUUGGCCUCGCGUCCUUAGGGGCAUCAGAUGAGGAAAUUGAGAAGCUGUCCACGCUAUACUGGUUCACGGUGGAGUUCGGGCUGUGCAAGCAGAAUGGCCAGGUGAAGGCCUACGGUGCCGGGCUGCUGUCCUCCUACGGGGAGCUCCUGCACGCCCUGUCUGCGGAGCCUGAGGUCCGGGCCUUCGACCCUGACGAGGCAGCCGUGCAGCCCUACCAGGACCAGACUUACCAGUCGGUCUACUUCAUGUCCGAGAGUUUCAGCGAUGCCAGGGACAAGUUCAGGGGCUAUGUCUCCCGCAUCCAGCGUCCCUUCUCCGUGAAGUUUGACCCGUACACGCUGGCCAUUGACGUGCUGGACAGUCCCCACGCGAUCCAGCACUCGCUGGAGGGUGUCCAGGAUGAGCUGCAGACCCUCACCCAGGCGCUGAGCGCCAUCAGCUAGGUGCAGUGGGCAUGGCCCUGGGGGCCCCGGUGGGAGGCCCUGGGGUCUCCCUGCCCCGCACAGCUCCCCAGCCCCUGCCCACAGAGGGCUGGGGCCCAGGGUGCCCCAAGAACCGGCCAGAGAGCCACCCUGCCGGAGGGUGCCUGCCACCCCCACUGCUGCUGCUCAACUCUGCCCGCCAGUGUCCGUGCCCUGCUGCGCUGCCCGUGGCCACCAUCACAAUAAAAGAAUC